Messenger RNA from Tripterygium wilfordii, 2874 nucleotides. RefSeq names its product EIN3-binding F-box protein 1-like. Gene Ontology annotation, molecular function: protein binding. The coding region runs from base 183 to 2222 and encodes 679 amino acids. Gene Ontology annotation, cellular component: SCF ubiquitin ligase complex. Gene Ontology annotation, biological process: SCF-dependent proteasomal ubiquitin-dependent protein catabolic process. The record is from RefSeq and is a predicted model, not a curated record. NCBI's taxonomy places the organism in Eukaryota, Viridiplantae, Streptophyta, Magnoliopsida, Celastrales, Celastraceae. The transcript has 2 exons.
CUCAAAACUCAAAAUCAAAUGUAUCUCUGCAAUUAUUUACAUAUAUAUACACAUAUACACGAAUGUGUCUCCGCAGACCCAACAGUUGAACACAGUUUCCAUUUCAAACUCUCUCCUUCUUUCUUUUUUGCCCUAGUUUCUAGGGUUUAAAGUCCUUCUCCAGACCUCUCUGAUUCUUGGUAAUGCAUUCAAGCUUUUGGGGUGAAUAUCUGAACUGCAUCUUGGGGUUCUUGUUGAUUUUGUUUUCAAGUAUCUGUCUUGUUUUUGCUGGGAAUAAAGGUUUCUUCUUGAGGAUUCAGUCAUGCCCACUCUCGUUAACUACAGUGGAGACAAUGAAUUCCAUGCUGGGGGCUCUCAUUAUACAAAUCCCAUGUUGUUUCCGAUCGGACCACGAGCGGACGUCAAUGGCCCUUCCUUGUAAACGGGCUCGCAUUAAUGCCACAAUGCUCCCCAGCCGAAGCGAGUUUGCACAGAAUAUGCUGCCAUCAAUCGAAGUUCUUCCCGAUGAGUGCCUGUUUGAGAUCUUUAGGCGCCUCCCUGGAGGCAAAGAGAGAAUCUUUUGUGCUAGUGUCUCCAAGAAAUGGCUUAUGCUUUUGAGCAGCAUUCGCAGGACUGAAUUGUGCAAGAUUCCAGUUCUGGAAGAAACUGAUAUCGUUUCGUGUGAGGAAGACGAGGAUAUUGAGACUGAUGGGUACCUUACAAGGUCAUUGGAGGGAAAGAAAGCAACAGAUGUGAGACUUGCUGCAAUUGCUGUGGGAGCUAGGGGCCAUGGGGGGCUGGGGAAGCUUUUUAUCAGGGGAAGCAAUCCCAUUCGUGGAGUGUCAAACAUUGGUCUAUCAGCAAUCGCCCGGGGUUGCCCUUCUCUAAAAGUGCUUUCCUUGUGGAAUGUGCCCUCUGUUGGGGAUGAAGGUCUGUUUGAGAUAGCUCAAGAGUGCUGCUUGUUGGAGAACCUCAAUCUCUCUCAUUGUCCUUCAAUUUCUGACAAGGGUUUGGUUGCAAUUGCAAAGAAGUGCCCUAAUUUGACUGUUCUUAACAUUGAAUCUUGUUCUAAGAUCGGUGAUGAGGGCAUACAAGCUGCGGGAAAAUUUUGUCCCAGGCUACAAUCCAUCUCCAUCAAACACUGCCCUCGUAUAACAGAUCUGGGAGUAUCGAAUCUAUUUUUGUUGGCAUCUCCUGUCUUGACGAAGGUCAAGCUUCAGGCUUUGAGCAUCACAGAUUUGUCCCUUGCUGCAAUUGGAUACUAUGGCAAGGCUAUUACCAACCUUAUCCUCUGUAAUCUCCAGGGGGUGAGUCAGAGGGGCUUUUUGUUCCUAGUUGUUGCUCAGGGUUUACAGACAUUGGUGUCUUUGACAAUCACUUCUUGCCAAGGGAUAACUGAUGCAAGUCUCGAAGCCAUCGGAAAGGGUUGCACAAACCUGAAGCAAAUGUGUGUGCGUAAAUGCUGCUUUGUGUCCGACAAAGGACUGGUGGCUUUUGCUAAAGCUGCAGGAUCUCUUGAGAGCCUACAAUUGAUGGAGUGUAACAGGGUCACCCUACUAGGGAUCAUUGGAGCCCUCUCAAACUUAAGAAGAAACUUGAAAUCUCUCACCCUGAAGUAUAUGGGAGUGAAGGAUAUGGAAAUGAGGUUACCCAUGUUAGCACCUUGUGAUUCUCUUCGAUCCUUGUCCAUUAGACUCUGCACAGGAUUUGGCAGCGCUAGCCUUGCUUUGAUUGGAAAAUUGUGCCCGCAGCUCCAGCAUGUAGAUCUCAGUGGGCUGUGUGGGAUAACUGAUGCUGGGAUGCUCUCACUAUUUGAGAGUUGCAAAGAUGGACUUGUCAAGCUGAAUCUCAGCGGCUGCUUCAACUUGACAGACAUUGUAGUUUUGGCUUUGGCCAGGCUACAUGGCGGUACCCUUGAUAUGCUUAAUCUUGAUGGUUGCAGGAAGAUUACUGAUGCUGGCUUAAUGGCGAUUACAGACAACUGCUUGUUACUCAGUGAUCUUGAUGUGUCUAAAUGCUCAAUCACCGACACUGGUAUUGCAAUCCUGUCUUCUGCAGAGCACCUUAGUCUUCAGGUCCUUUCAUUGGCAGGUUGUUCUAAAGUAACAAACAAGAGCGUGCCUUUUCUUAGAAAGUUGGGAAAGACCUUGGUUGGUCUGAAUCUCCAACAAUGCAAUUCCAUCAGCAGCAGCAAUGUUGACUUACUCAUGGAGACUUUGUGGGGAUGUGAUAUCCUCUUCUAAUCGGUAAUGGAAACAGCGUCUUCUUUUUAUCAAUUAGGGAGAAUAUGAAGUAAUUUAACUACAUCUGGGAGUGAGUAACUCCUCAAUAACCUGAUACAUGGUAGAAAUCAACUUCUGUGCACGAAUGGGGAGUCUUAUUCCGCAUAUAGUUUUUGCCCUUUCAGCACAAGGGCCUGUGAGCAACUCAGUGGAUUGGUUGUUUUCAAGGAGACUUUGGCAGAUCACUUCUCCGUAGUUUUUUCCAAGCUUUCUUGACAUGGGAGAGCUUGUUGCAACUAUUUUGCCUUCAUUGAUGGGAGGCCUUCACUUUCUUGACCAUUGUCCUCAAGAAUACAAAUUACCAAUCACUGGAUUAGGGUUUCCAUCUCAUAUUAUACCCUUUUAUAAUUUUACAUUACGGUCGCCGGUCGGCGGAUUAUUUAGUUAAAUGCUAGUUCUUAUAAGUGUCUUUCAUUAAUGUCUACCAAUAGUUGGAGCUCUUUCAGGUGUUGUGACAUUGCUUAGAGGCUGUUUCAUGCUUGGUGCCUCCAUUUGUGGGUUGAAGUUUUCACCAAUUCUUGGCUUUGCAGGCUUCCCUACUCUAUGAAAUGUACUCAGCAACUAUGCUUAUUUAGUAAUGAAAUGUUAUAUUUCUCUAUCUGAUUAUGCAAAA